Molecule: messenger RNA, 930 nt
Organism: Porites evermanni
Lineage: Eukaryota; Metazoa; Cnidaria; Anthozoa; Scleractinia; Poritidae
Source: the annotation of a GenBank genome assembly
AUGAUCUACAAGAUGGACGAGUUGACAGGAAAAUUUUCCUUAUACCAGACCCUACAGACUAGAGGAGCCAGUUGCCUUGAGCACUUUUCAAUCGCUGGUAUACAUUUCAUUGCUGUUUCUUAUGUCUACGAUGGAACAUAUCGGUUGGACUUCACAAUCUACCAAUGGAAUGGAAAGCUGUUUGUCGACUUUCAGAAAAUAUCUACUUACGGAGCAACCCAUCUCACCCAUUUCAAGAUAAGUGGCGAAACUUAUCUUGUUUUUGCAAACAACUAUGAUGGAAGUACCUAUUCAACGAAAUCAGUAGUCUACAAGUGGAGCGGCAACAAAUUUAUUAAGUUUCAGGAAAUACCAACUGAAGGUGUUCAUGGAUGUACGGGGUUUGUCAUAAACAACGACACUUUCAUUGCUUUUGCAAAUUAUUACAACUCCCAACGCAAGCAUUCUGUUCAAUCUACUGUGUUCAAGUGGACUGGGGGACACUUUGUCAAACUGCAGUCUCUUCAGACAUAUGGUGCCCGAGACGUGAGGUCCUUUAACAUCAACGGUCACACUUUCCUCGCUUUUGCCAACUUUUAUUCUGGAAGUAAAUACAACUUCGACUCCUUCAUUUAUAAGUGGAAUGGAAACACGUUCGUCCUGUUUCAGUCCAUUCCUGGUCGAGGUGGUAUUGCAUGGUUUCCAUUUGUGAUCAGUGGUCGAACUUACCUGGGUUUAGCUAAUCACAAUGGUGACGGUCAGGGAAAAAACGUUAAGUCGGUUGUGUACCAGGCCUUUGGAGCGCAGUUCAUCAAGUACCAAGAGAUUCCAACACACGGAGCGCAUGAUUUGACGUCAUUUGAGUACAAAGGUCAUACCUAUCUGGCAGUGGCAAACUCUCAAAACGGUCAGAAAUAUAACAUAAAUAGCGCCCUGUACAAGUGGGUUUAG